Mytilinidion resinicola is the source of this 492-nucleotide messenger RNA. RefSeq lists its product as uncharacterized. The transcript has a single exon. The record is from RefSeq and is a predicted model, not a curated record. The coding region runs from base 1 to 492 and encodes 163 amino acids. NCBI's taxonomy places the organism in Eukaryota, Fungi, Ascomycota, Dothideomycetes, Mytilinidiales, Mytilinidiaceae.
AUGCGCAUAACGUUCGCUUUCGACGAGGACCCCAUCUACGUAGCAGAGGAAGACCACUUGUGGGAGGUGGCACCUCUUGGGUCUCUCAAGAGGUUCGUUUAUUUGAAACGGCUGGAGAUUGCCGGGCCCUUCUUGAUGCAUGGCUGGCCCGUGGACAGCAAUGUUCAGCUUAAGGAUGUCCUCCCAUCGUCUCUUCACAACCUCCUCAUCACAUCGAUGGCAGAGAGUACAGCUAAUCAUCUGUAUGCGUUUGCUUUCGCGCUUCCGGAUUUCAAGGACCAAGGCUUUUCUCACUUGAACCAUAUCUUCGAUCUCUCGCAGCACGGACGGUUGGGGCUUUACUUGGGCGAGAACCUCGAGGAAUUUGUUGCCGUGCUACAAGAUGUCGGUGUCAAUUUCAGAAAAGAAAAGGCGAUUCGAUCUACCCUUGUUUUGAUCCUGCCACCCAUGAUUAUAAGAGGUGGCAUCAAUGCACGGGAACGCCAUGCGUGA